Suillus subaureus is the source of this 907-nucleotide messenger RNA. RefSeq lists its product as uncharacterized. The record is from RefSeq and is a predicted model, not a curated record. Bases 102 to 635 code for a protein of 177 amino acids. Lineage: Eukaryota; Fungi; Basidiomycota; Agaricomycetes; Boletales; Suillaceae. The transcript has 10 exons.
GAAAAGGGAACAACCGUAUUUUCAAGUAAACGCGUCUUUCAAGCUGACCAUCGUUCACAAACCUAUAAAGACUUUAAUAUCGUUAUAUCUGCGCGAUCGAGAUGACCUCGAAGUUUACCCCUUCGCAAGCUGUCGAUAUGUCUAAGGAGAAGGACUGGUCGAUGAACCUCGGGAUGCUUGACUGGGAUGACACAAGCAUUGUCUUCACCAAGCGCAGCCUGGUCGAGUUCCUCAAGUACACAGGGACCACUGUUGAUCCUGGCUUUAGCAAUAUUCAGAAGCUGCCUCGAUACGCCAAAUUUGGCAAGCUAACGAGCACCGAAGAGGAGCCACCUGAGACGGCCACGAGUCCCACAAUCUCCUCAUCAGAAAGCAACAGACUUCUUGCGGAAGAAUUCACAGACGAUGCAUUAUCCACUGCGCCACCGCCGCCAACCGCGACACAGCCUAUUCAAACUAGUUCUCCGGGCAGCCCGGAUGACUUCAAGCCCACGAGACGCGUAAGAACGCAGCCGGGUGGUCAUGACUCUAUUGGCAAUUUAUUCGGUAGUGAACCACCCCAGGCUCAAUUUAUUCCCACUCGCAAGGUGCGACAACGUCCAGGAGGAGAAGACAAUAUCGAAGGGCUUUUCUGAAGGUGAAUUUUGUAUGGAGAUACUGGGGCAAAACCGAGAAGUACCAAAGUUGUUUUGUUGUCCAACAACCUGUAGCCAUCACUACUAGCAUACCGUUGAUACUUUAUUUUUAUUGUGAAGGCAUGCGCAUCAUUGUGUUUUUCUAUGAGCAAGGAUCAAAAAAAUAUCAAAUCAAAAAGCUUCUUGGUAGCGGCGAGGUUCGAACUCGCGCGGACUUUCGCCCAUUGGGAUUCAGAUCAGUUCUUAAAUCCAACGCCUUAGACCAACUCGGC